Messenger RNA from Bombina bombina (fire-bellied toad), 705 nucleotides. RefSeq lists its product as uncharacterized. Lineage: Eukaryota; Metazoa; Chordata; Amphibia; Anura; Bombinatoridae. The record is from RefSeq and is a predicted model, not a curated record. The transcript is spliced from 5 exons. Bases 1 to 705 code for a protein of 234 amino acids.
AUGGAUGCCCAAGACAAAAUGGCAUCAGGCUUCAGGGUUGAGGCCUUAGAGGAUAAUGGGGAUAUCACGCGAGUGGAGCCCACGUCAAUGCAAGACAUGAUUUACCAACAAUCAGAAUUAAUCACCUCCCUGCAGGACAAGCUGGAGGAUCUGGAGAACAGGGCAACAGACUUGCAAAAAGAGAGAGAAUUGUCCAAGGAUACUCAACAGAAGGCAAUCUGUCUAUUGUCCAAGGAUACUCAACAGAAGGCGAUCUGUCUAUUGUCCAAGGAUACUCAACAGAAGGCGAUCUGUCUAUUGUCCAAGGAUACUCAACAGAAGGCGAUCUGUCUAUUGUCCAAGGAUACUCAACAGAAGGCAAUCUGUCUAUUGUCCAAGGAUACUCAACAGAAGGCGAUCUGUCUAUUGUCCAAGGAUACUCAACAGAAGGCAAUCUGUCUAUUGUCCAAGGAUACUCAACAGAAGGCAAUCUGUCUAUUGUCCAAGGAUACUCAACAGAAGGCAAUCUGUCUAUUGUCCAAGGAUACUCAACAGAAGGCGAUCUGUCUAUUGUCCAAGGAUACUCAACAGAAGGCGAUCUGUCUAUUGUCCAAGGAUACUCAACAGAAAGUGAUCUGUCUAUUGACCAAGGAUACUCAACAGAAGGAGAAAUAUUGCAACAUAAAAUAUAUUAUUUAUAUGCUGCCAUUUUACAACGGACCAUGA